Tympanuchus pallidicinctus (lesser prairie-chicken) is the source of this 8661-nucleotide messenger RNA. RefSeq names its product chromosome unknown C4orf50 homolog (gene CUNH4orf50). Bases 1749 to 6335 code for a protein of 1528 amino acids. The record is from RefSeq and is a predicted model, not a curated record. The transcript is spliced from 14 exons. Lineage: Eukaryota; Metazoa; Chordata; Aves; Galliformes; Phasianidae.
GCGUUGAAAACAAAGAGAGAUUUGAAGCCCCGCAGUGACAAAAUUCAUAUUCAAUUCAUAAGUUGGAAAUUCACAAGUGGAGAAGAUGUAGAGUUUGGAGAUAAGGCAGGGUAUUAGAUUGGACUAGAAGAUCUUGGAAGUGGGUAAGAGCUGCAAGGCAGAAGUGAAUUUUUGAACGUUCCCAGAAAAUUAAGAAAUAAUUUGUGAAGAUAGCCCUGGGAGAAUGGAGGAUCAUGAGAUGGACUGAGAGGUCAGGAAAACAGAAUGCAUGGUGUGUUGUCCUCAGUUAUCUCUUAGGAAGAAAGAAAGACUUGAAGAUAUGGGUGUAUAGAUGAAUGUGCUAAACAGAUAAGCAUUUGCAGAGAAAUAUCUGGGAAAAUUUUAUCCUCACAAAAGAAAGUUGACAUUAGCGACCAGGAAGAAAAAAUGGCACAAUUGCAGCCAGCAGAGCUGGAUAUACACAGUCAAGGACAUUAACCACCUGAACUGCAAGAAAAACUUCUUGUGAAGCACAGAUUGAAAAAAAUCAAAGUUGAAAACAGUUGUUUAAGAUGGAGAACCGUAAGAAAAAUUCAAGAAGGUUGUUUUUCUUUUCUUGAAAGAAAAACCCAAUUUGCUCUUUCAGGGCUGGAAGGACAUUGUGAAGAAAUAGGUAAUUUUGAUUAUUCUGGAAUGUAGAGGCAAGUUGACAAUAUUAUUAAAAGCACAACAUUUAAAGACAACUUUCUCCUCAGAAUUGUAUGGAAAAUCUUUAUUUUAAAAAGGGCUGUGUUGAAAAUGACAGAGGGGCAGGUCUGCUUCCACGAAUAUGCUGAACUCAAACACAAAAGUAGAGCGGAAUAAGAUGGUUAUGGUAAUAUAUUGGAUAAAGUGAAAGUUAUAAUUAAAAAAAAAAUAAGGCAAGGAACCAUCAAGGCAACACAAAUAAAGAACAGAUUUAUCUUAGCAACUGAAUAUCUCCCUUUUGGAGGAGCAAGAAGCAGCUUCAGAAGAAGCCAGCUCUCUCAAAUCUUUUAGGCUCUGAAGUAUGAUUUUUUUCAUCAGAGAUGAAAAAUCACCAGCCAAGAUGAUUUAUCUGCUGAAGUAGCUGGAGCACUCGACAACAUUAUUUCAGUCAGAUGUCAUGAACUGGGGAUGAUUUGAGUGUCUGACAAAUCCUGUUUCCUGGCACAAAGCACAAAAAAAGUUAGAAACUUUAGAGGUUUUUUUAGAGAAAGAUUCUGUUGCUCACAAUGUUUGGUUCAAAAAGGAACAAGCAUUCACAAAAUGUGUUUUCAAAUAGAGACUUUUCAUAUUUUAGUUAAAACUUUUUAGCACUAUAAUAACUGAAUAUGGAAAAAUUAGCUCUUUACUGCAAAAGGAAAAGUUUUGUCUUUAUUCUGAAGAGAGACCAUAACAGUUGUAAUCAGAGCUUUGGAUAACCAAAACAGAAACUGGUGAUGCGACAGAAAUUGGGAAGAGAUUGGAUUGACUUGGGGAAGAAGCGCUGUUCUACCAGACAUAGCUUUGCUCCUCUCUUAUUUGGAAAUUAAACUGGAAGCAUAGACAAAUGAUCACUCAACACGUGACUGCAACAUUAAGUGCUCUGCAAGGACAGGAGAUGGUCUUGUUACAAAGCAGAAAAGGAUUUAGAAGAUGCAAGCAUACCUGAUGAGCAAGAAAGAAGUGCUGGACAAGAGAAUUUGAACCUCAGAAUAAAAGAGCUGGAGAAAUUGGAGCAAAAACUGAAACACACUUUAGAGGACUACAUGGAGUCAGAUUCUGUGCUAAGAAAUAGGAUGAAAGAGCUGGAGCUGUCACACAAAACACUUCUUGUAACGAUUGAUCAACUAAACAUGAAAGUGCACCAUUUUGAAAAUGCAAAUGUGCGUGUUAAAGGGAAACUGCGAGAAGUUUGGGAAGAGCUGCUGAGCUUGGUUGAAAACCAAGAGAAGUCAGAGAAGAAACAAAAGGAGAAAUUGCAUUGGCUUCUAGAGCAGCUGAAGACAAAAGAAAAUGAACUAAAAAGCCAAUCUGAGUACUUUGAGCACUACAAACAAAGGCAGAAGCAACAGACAGCAGUGCUGAGAAAAAGGGAAUGUUACCUACAGGGUGAGGUGUUUAGACUGGAAAAACAAGUGCUAGAUCUCAGUGCCCAUACUGCUCUUUUGACCUCUGAGUUAGGAGAGGGAAUGGCACAGGGUCUCCAGAAGAAGCUGGAAUCAGCAUCCAAAGGCCUGCAGAGCUGUAAACCUUCUAAUAUGCAACUCACAGAAUUGAAAAACUCCAUUGGAAAUGUGGAGCAUGACAUGAAAAGCCACUUUGAGUCAUUUCAGAAAAAUCUGAAGUUCUUAAGGGAUAAAGAGGAGGACAACAGAAGAGAAAGAGCAGACCUGCUGGCUCAGCUUCAGUGCUCCCAGGACACUGAAGACUUUCUCAGGAGAAAAUUGGAAGAAUCUUGUCAUCAUGUCUAUAAUCUGAAACUAUCUGAAAUCAAACUACAGGAACAAGUGAACAAGCUUCUGAAUGAAAACAAGUCUUUAAAAUAUCAAGCUAGGGUGAGGUUAAAAAAGAAAGAAGAAAAGGACUCACAGCUUACAAGACCAGAAAAUGCAGACAACAGUGCUGACCUGAACAGAGACCUACACCAGCAAGAUGUUCGAAACAAGAAAAGGGGAGCAAUUUCAGAUCAACAGAGAAGCAGAGCUGCUCAAACUUCAUUUGUGCUGCUGCAUGCCAUGGAGUAUGAAACACCAGGAUACAGCUGUGAUGGGCCUAAACAGACAGAAAGGCUACGAGAAGAACUGCUGCCUGUUUCAGAGCACAAUUCCAACAUCCUUGCAGAUGCUGCUGAAGAACUCAGUUUAGCUCAAAUCAAACUGGUCACCCUAGGAACAAAAACUACAGGUGCUUCAGAAGACAGUUUCAAUUUGUUUAGAUGUACCCCAAGCUAUUCUGCCGCAAGCCUGCUUCCACCUUGCUCUGAAAAAGUAACUAAUGGUGAAACAAGCAAAGGAAACAAAGAUGAAGAAUACUUUUCUUUUGUGAAAGAACAAGCUAUACUUCUACCAGCAAAAAUGUUCCCUGUUUCUGUGGUUGAAGAUUUGAUGAGAAGCAAACCCAACAUUAUCUUCUUAAAUCCAGAAAGCUACAGGGUAGAGGCUGUCACAACAGUGAAGAAAGUGAGGAGUUUGGAUUUCAGUGGGGCAAAUACCAGUCUUUGCUUGGAUGGUCUGUGUGUUGUUACAGAAGAAGGUUUUUCUGAUAAAGCUCUUACAGCUCUUUGCGGAACUAUUCCAUGCUCUGUGACGGAAAAUUUUGCAUCCUCUCUUCAAAAAUACAGAGUGGAAAAACAUCAGCAAAAGGAAAUAAUUCUACCAAAAAGCAUAAGUAAGAAUAAAAGUUCAGAUAAAAGUGUUUGUGAUAGAAAAUAUCACCAAAAAAUCUUUAGAUCGAGAAUUAAAGGAGAAGAAAUACAGACUGAGAAAUCCCAAGUGCAACAGGUAACCUCUGUUUUUGGGGAAAAUUCUAAUGUUUUAAAUAAGAGAGGUUUGACAAAGCCUGAGAAUCAAGGAAUUGAAGUCAAAGGCGAACGAGGUACUCCACAAGGUGUCCACAAAAUAUCUGUUGAUGUGGAAGACUUUCAGUUGCAUUUCAGAGAGAGUCCUGAACAAGUGGAGAAACAAGGAAGACUCUCAGAAAUGUGCAUAUCUGAUGUGUUGAGGGUGUGCAAAGAUGGAGACAUGAUAAAAAUGGGAGAGGAAGAGAAGAAAUCUCAGAAAGCAACUCACCAAAUAAACCCUUCAAGAAAUACUGGACUGAAAGGAAAAAAAGUCCAGUCCCUGAAACUACAUGAAUCAAAUGAGAAGUAUUUCUCACGUCAGGAAAUUGCUGCUGAAGACAUGCGGUGUACAUACUCUCAGAAAUGCUCUUGGUCAGAGGAAGAGGGUUAUCCACUAAACUUAUUGUCUCCUAUGCGGAAGAGGCCCAUGCGCUUAAGCAAACACUUCGUGCCAGAGAACAAUUUUUCUGAAUAUUUCUGCCACCUGUCACCACCAGCAGCGGUUCAUGAGCGUAAUAUGAAAACAUAUGAAUUGGAAAAAUUAGUGGCAAUGUGUUCCCAGAAGAUAUUUCUACUGAUGCAAGAGAAUGAAAACUACUUUAAAAAGGUCUGUGUAUUACAAGAGGAGAACGAGAGAUGUGUUCAGAAGAUGUGUGCACUGGAAGAGGACAUGAAUGCAUAUUUUCAGUACGCUUUAGAAGUUGAUGAUGAUAACAAUGUUUCUUUUCAAAAUUUACUCAAUGAGAAUGAAAUUGUUGGUAAAUGUUAUAAUGUGUCAGAAGGAAAUACCAAGAGUCCAGGAACAGUUUUUGCUAAAACCAUCUCUAAGAAUCUCUCUUACAUUGAUGAGAAAAGUAGGAAUUUGGGGAAAGACUCAUUAACAAUUGAAUUAAAUAAACUUCCUAAGAGUGUUUUACCUCUAGAUGGAAAGAAAAUUGGAUAUUUUCAGCUACUUUCUGACCUGAAAGAAGAAAGAAGACAAUGCUUCAAAGAAAUAGCUAAAUUAUUACAAGACAAGGAAAACUAUAUAGCAAAGUAUAAUGAAUUAAUGCAAGAGAGAGAGGGAAACUUAAAAAGAAUAUCUCUUUUAGAAGGUGAAAAAGAAAAUUUAUUGGGAAGUUUGGCAGAAAUAAAAUGUGAACAGGAUAAAUACCGGGCCUUGGUCUCAGAACUUCAGGAGUGCAAAACUAGCUGUUAUCAGACUAUUUCUGACUUACAGGAGGAAAAAUGUGUCCUAAAAAGAGCUAUAGACCAAAUUAAAAAAGAAAAUGCAGAACAACUUGGUGAGUUUCAGAAAGCAAAUGCUGACUUCGUUUUAGAAAACAACAAAUUGAAAGAAUUGAUGUAUUCUUUGGGUUUCUCCUAUGAAGAUCUGAGGAAAGAAAAAAGUUUGGGAACAAAGGAAAAUAUAGUAAAAAUAAAAGAAGAAAAUAAAACUCAACAUUAUGGUGCUAGGCCAAGGAAAGUUGAAACAGCAUGUGGUGUAACUCAGACUGAAGAAGAUAGAAGAGACCCGUCCGGCUAUUUUUACAGCAAAGAGGGCAGGAGAUCUGAAAGCUACAGUGCGAUGAAAGAGCAAGUGGAAAGGUCAAAAGAGGAAUUAAAAGCACAGCAAAAAGAAUUAGAAAAAUCAAAAAAAGAGGCUCAGAAAUGGUACAGGGAACUUGGCUUUGCUGAAACCAGAUAUGAAGAAAUCAAGACUUAUUUAACACAUGUUCUCUCAGAAUUAGACUGUCUUAAACAAGAAGCUGAAGACAAAACUCUUGGAAAGCACCACUGCAAAUUAACGCCGAUGUACACCAUGAAAAAUGCCCAGGAAAUGGAGGAAAAUAAAAUAUCCAAUAAGAGAUUACAGCAGCAAAUACUGACCUUGAAAGCCCAGCUCAGGGACCAGACUGCAUUACAAAAUCAGUUUCACAACUUGGAAAAUAGAGUGGAACUUCUUCAGGCUCAGCUGUGUGAAAAGACAAAAGAACUCCAGAAGAGAAAGUCUGAAGCAAUGUUGACACUAGCUCCUCUAAAGGCUAAGUUGGCUUGCCUGACCAGAAAAUGCCAGGAAAGGAACAGCUUCAUUAUCAGGAUGCAUGGUGAGUUUCACCGUAGAGGAUUUAACAACUCCAAGUUUGAUGAAGAAGUGAGGAGCUUGGUGAACGACGUUGCCCUUGCAGAGUACAUAGACACUUUUACAACAACAUGUAAUCAAGAGAUGCUGCCUUCUUCCACAGACAUUUCAGAGGCCAGUGGGCAGUCAGAGAAUCAUGAGGCUUCAGUCAAAGUGAGCAGAAUGUCGCGGUCAAUACCUGCAACCUUUCUGCAAGAGGCAGAUGGCAUCCACAGCUCUCACAUCACUCCAAAUAUAUACACCAGUUCUCCUGUAAAAUUAACAAGUCCAGAGAGGAUCAUAGCCUUGCAUCGGGAACUAAGACAAAACCAUCAGAGAAACUGCCAGAUGCCUUCAUUUGUCUCCUCCAAUACAAACUCAAAGGCUGACCCCAACCUGUCUGUGACUCAUGAGGAAACACCUUGGCCUCCACUCCCAAAGAUGAAGGACACGCUGGAGCUUUUGAAGCGUGACUGGUCCAUGCAGGGGAGGGACUGCUUGUCCAAAUGGGAUGAUGUAUUUGGGGGUCAAAUAGGAAAUCAGCAUGCAAGUGCUAUUCCCCAGGGAAUUAAAGAGAAAGAUGUCAUUACAAAUAAUGCAUGGCUCUCUAGAGAAAAAACAGAUGGCUCAACCUCAGCUACCACAGCAAAAAGCUCUUUGUCAGACAUGUUGUCAGCAAGUAAUAAAGGUUGAAAUCCUGUGGGAAGAAAUCAGCUGCAUGGGAAAGAAUAAAAACCUCAGAAAUAAAACAAGGUAAAGCAGCUUAGCAAUGUGAUAUUCCCAUUGUAAUACUACUUUGUAUGUAUAAAAAGUACUGCUUAUUUUUUAAACCAAAAAUAUUUUACUAGAUGUUUGAGGUGCCUGGAAAAUUUACAUGAAAGAGAGCUUUAAUCAUUUUUAAGAUCAGAAUUUGUUACAAGACUUUAGAUAACUGAAACCAGCAGAGUUUUCAACAGCCAGGGUGCUUCUCAAUUUUUGCUUUACCGCUUGUCUAUGAUUUGUUUUUCCUUUAACUGUGAAACAAUCUAUUAAAUCACUUGUUUUUAUAUACAACCCAUUUCUUCAGAGUGCAUUGGCAAUUUCUGAAAAAAUAUCUGGCUUGAGUGACAGGAACUUAAGGAGAUAUUGUGGCAUGGACUUCCUAAAUUCCUACUUUAUGUAUAUGUGACAGUAGUUCUGCUGUUAGUAAUUCCUUAAUGUUGUGGGAUUUUUUUUUCUUUUUUUCUUUCAAUGAGCUGACUUACAACAGGAUAUUCUGUGUGUUCCUGUAGAUGGUACUAUCCAUAAAACACCAUCCUUCAAUUGUUACUUUUAAGCCCUUUAUUCGAAUUCCGGUUUAAUUUUAGCAGUUUUAUUGGACUUGUUUCAAAGUGCUUCUUUAGAUGACUGCUUGGGCAUUGUGAGUGCCAUAACAGAGCUUCUGGGGUAGAUACUGAGAUGACAAACCCCUAUAUUCCUGCAGUAAACAAGUGAAGGCAGUGCCAGGCCAGCUGCUCUAGCAUAGCUGUGGUAGAGCUUCCUUGUGAACCUGACUCAGAAAUAGAUGUGGUCUGGUCUGUGUGAGCCUUUGAUGGAACAUGAGGUAAUGGGGAGGAGCAGGAAGGAGGCAUGUGUGAGCCAAGAUAACUUGAGUUUGGAAAAUUUAACAGAGCUUGAUUGCGAAUUACCCUAAACACUUAAUUUAUGCCAUUUAUAUUGGGAUCCUACCAACCAGGGCUGAUAUUUUUGGAAACUCAAUUAUUCAAAUUUCCUAGCUAUCAUUAUUUUUAAUCACUUUUAUUAAGAAAGGGCAUUUUUUAACACACGUUAAUUUGUGACACUGUUCUGUGUUUUUUCUCUGCCUUCAUUGAUUACCUCCAAUUGGUUCAUAAUGCAUUAUUGCUUUUUUUUGAUGCUGCUCCUCCAAAGCCAGAAACAAAAUGACUGGUUUUGAAAAAGUAUUAAUGCACAUAUUCGCUCCUCAUGGUGGGAAACCCAUCUUAAUUUGCUCAGUAAUGUAACAGAGCAAUUGCUUACGGCAGUAACUGAAUUGGUCUUCAUCCAAAACCUCUUUAGAAAAUACACACCAAGUGUCAAGGGAAAUAGACUCUGAAAAUGAUGUUUUAAAGCACUGUUUAAGCAGAGAAGCCUAUGAGUAUCUAACAUCUGGAAUUCUGCUCUAAUCUGGCUUCCUAUUCUUUCUAAUGCUGGCUGAUGUCCUGUCACAAGUUGUUUUAUUUAAGACUAGGAUAUUUCAAUGUAGAAAAACACAUUACUUGACACUACAACUUUCAUAUUGAUAAAAUGAUGCUUUAAAGCACUUUGCAAAAACUUUUUUGGAGCUUCAUCUUGCUGACAGUAAAUUACAUGAACUGGUAGCUCAGGUCGGCUAGAGGUCAGAUGAUAAUACAUGAAGCAUGUUAAUAAUAAGGGUAUUAAUCAUAAUAUUGUGUGAUGGUAAGAUAGCCUGUUAUCAUAAAUACCAUACUAUCUUACCAUGAAAUGAAGCCUUUCCCACUCCACUCUCUUUCUAUCAAAGAUAAGUAUGGUUUAUCUAUUAUGCUUCGUGUUACAGCUAAGUAGGUUAUUUGGCCCCAUUUUUCCUUCUGUUAAAAUUGGUUGUUUCCUGAACAAGAUCUGCAGACACGCACAGUUUUAGUUGUGGGAACAGGCACUUACAGACAUAUUUCCAAAAAGGAGCUGCAUAAUAUGUAGUGGACUCAAGAAAUUCCUCAGGCCAAUAGAUUAUUUGCUAGCACUUUGUAGCUUUGCUUUACAAGCCAUAGAUUUGAAUUAAAAUCCUUUGGGUUUUUUAAUUCUUUAAGAAACACUUUCUUCCUACAACAAUAAGAAAAAAUUAAAGAUGUGCAGAUAACAAAGUUCUGACUUUUCUAUCCAUUGCUUUUUACUUCUGCUAAGUAAAAAUGCAAGAUUUUAGAUACUGCAGGGGAGGAAUGCUAAUGAUUUAGCAGUGUUCAUUUACAGUGUUACCUACAACAGCCCUAGGAAAGAUGGAUCAUCUAAAGGCUUUCCUUUUGAA